UCUAAUAAUGUAUUUUCCUUGUCACAAACGCAGAUAUUAUUACGCAUGACCUUAGUUAAUUUGUUGUACCAGAUUAGGGUGGACUUUUAACAAAUGACAAUCGUUUAUGUAAGGGUAACAUACUGUUAAGGAGGAUAUUCGGCAAAAACACGAUGGAGCAACAAAAACAAGAAGAAGAGGAAGAACCAAUAAGCCCGGAACAGUUGGCAGAAUACCAGACGGCUUUCGACUACUGUGAUGUAAACAAAGAUGGCACAAUAUCUUUGAGUGAAUUGAAGACAGUCAUGCAGCAACAAGGAUUCAAUCCUACCGACGAGGAAAUGGAAAAGAUAAUUGCAAAUGUAGACGACAAUGGAAAUGGGAGUCUGGAAUUUCCUGAAUUUGUUAAGUUGAUGGAAACUAAACGUAAAACAUCAAAUGAAUUAGACGAACUUACCUGUGCUUUUAAAACGUUUGAUCGUGAUGGCAAUGGCUACCUUGAUCCUGCCGAAUUAAGUGUAGCCUUGCGAUGCCUCGGUGAACAAUUGUCGGAAGAAGAAGUUAAGGAAUUAAUUAAAGCAGCAGACCAAGAUGGAGACGGUCUCAUAGAUUUUAACGAGUUCAUCACUUUGAUGACAGGACAGGCGCCACCUCAACCACUAGAGCAGCAAAAUUCGACGCCAGCAACGACAACGACGACAGCAGCAAAUCUUACUGUUUGAAAUAGGACAACGUUCCAAUUGCCUACGGAUUGAUUAGCAUUUCUAUCCAAUAUUGGCGUGUCAUUACACUUUCAUUAUCGCCAUUAUAACGUUUUGAGUGAACGAUACAAAGCCAAUAAGAACACCAAAAGACUUGUCCAAGAAUGCUGUUCUUCUACACCUUGUGACACAACAAUGGAUUUACGUGUUAAAUUCUUAUGGAAAGCUGACGACAUAUUAAUUCAUAAAGGACGAAACGGGUCAUUUUCUGACCAUAAUAAGGAUCCCUGUCCUACUACACUGUGUUUUCCUCUAUAUACAGUAACAUCCCCUUAACUUCCGUUUAGAUAAAACUAUAGCACGAUUUUGCAAGAACACUUCUUUUGAUCAGGUUACUCAAUCGGUUUAGUAAUCUCAUAUGUUUCUCAUUAAAGUCCCGCAAUUGUUUUUUUCUUUUCUCCAGAAAUGAUGUCUCAAAGCGUUUCAAAUACUUAGUUACGUUUAUGGCAGUGUUAGGUUGAUCUUUAAACAAUAUGAUGUGUUCGUCUUUAAUACUAAAUGAUAGAAUCCUGAUUUAAAAACAUCAUACCGGUUUUCGAACUUGCCAAUGUAACUGCGAUGAGGCUAAGUGCUGCGAAGAAUUAAGAACACAUUGUUUAUUCGGCAAAUUAACAUGCUGCGGUAUCCAUUUAAUAGAUAUUGACUUUCCUAUAGAGGCGUAUGAAAGGCGCGUCACCAAUGCGUUAUAUUUAAUCUUUUUUUUACCAAGCUUAAUCAUUUGAAAAUAUUGGUCCAUAUUACACAUUGUGUGAAUAGUAUGCUUGUAUAGAGAAGGAACAUAAGAUUAAUUAAGAAAUCAGUUCAUCAAUAUCUUUCUCAAUGCUAUUUGUUUGUAAUCAAUUACUACUAAUGCACUGUUGAAAAUGAAUUGAAGACUACCAAUGGCGUUGUUUAUGAAGACAAAAUCAUCAUCUUACGUAUAUAUAUACACGGCAAAAACAAUGGUAAACACAAACCUCAGCCGAGUUAAAUUUAUCAUUUUUGUUUGAAAUGUAUUUAACGUUGUAUCAAUUCAUUAAUUGAAAUGUUGGUUAUUUAUUUGGAAUAUAGCUAGAAAAGAGGCCGCACAAAAUUUGAUUCAUUAGACGAUAACGUAUGGUAAGUUUCGCUCCCUAAGUCACAUGUAGAGUACAGAGUCUGGCCACCGUUGCAAAAUCGUCGCAUUUAAACUGACGGAUAAGGUGAGCGGGAAUGCUGUCCCAUUCAUCUGUCCACGCUUGGAUUCCAGCAUGCAAGUUAGACGACUGGGUUCAACGGUUCCUAUCGCGUCGCCAACAAAUAUCCCAAACGUGAUAUAUCGGUAAUAUGUUUUGUUGCGAAAAAAGUCCUGCUGACGCGGCUGGGAUGCACUGAAAUAUAGCGCCAGCGCCAUGACAUUUUAAAAAUAGGAGAAUAACUGGUCUCUGGAAUUGUCGCCUCAAUAACGUACCACAUUCACAUUUCCUGGCACUACAACAGACCUGGUACGUCUGCGUCCAUACAUACCACCCCAAAUCAUCGCACUACCGCCACCGAAACCGUUCAGUUCAUCGAUGAAGCAGUAAGCAACGUGUUCUUCCCGACGCUUCCAGUCUGUACGCUUCUAGUCGCCAUUUGACAAAAUUCAGAGUCUGGAUUAAUCCGUAAAAAUAGCAUUGCUCCAUUGGCGUAACACCCAGCGGCGGGUCCAACUAUAACGGUUGUUACGGUCACGUUUUGUCAUGAUGGACCCUGUGUAAUGGUGCCGCGCUUUGUACAUCGUGCUAAUUUCAAGGGGUUUCGGGACGUUUAGACAGAUACAGACCGACUAGGGCAUGUCCUCGUGGUUUCACUCGAAGGAACAAUUCAUAGCUGCAAUAGUCGUGUCCGGUGGUCUUCCUGAGUGGUCGUUUUACAGGGUAUGUUGCUUCGCAGACGGUCGGUCGUCCAACAAAUUUGGUCACGAUGGUUAGAUAAAAGUUUACUUUGUUUGCACCUCAACCAAACUGUAGUGCAAUUCUGAAUUUUUGACAGCCGUGGCAUAAUGAAAAUACUUAUUGGUGAUCAGAAUGAUUAUGUUGUCGUAUUGAGCCAUCAUUGUGAUUCGCGAGUUAUUUGCAAAAACGCACGAGGAGUUUUUUUAGCCAUUGUAGACGUUCACACUUAAAUUAUUUAAUCUAAUAGGGUGUCACUUUGAAGGUAAUACACUCCCAAAUCUUUAAACUACAAAACACCGUUUUAUUUUCUCUGAUUAAAGGAAAAUCUGCUUGAGACAGUAUUGACCCUUCUUUUGCUGAGUAUAUAUUCUGGAUGAAAACAUAGCAUCUAAAUACCAUUCACAUGUUUGUUUAAACUUAUCCUUUUUAUGUAUUUUAAAUAUUGUACAUAUUAUCCUGUUGUUGUACUGUUGUUUGCGUAUAUAAAGUCCAGAUUUCCCCAUGUUAAAUAAACACUGUUAUAUUAUGCAACAAUUCAACUUUGUGAAUAAAUAUAUAUGUAUACUAAGAUAGAGGUGAACGUAAGCAACGAAA
Molecule: messenger RNA, 3229 nt
Organism: Mizuhopecten yessoensis (Yesso scallop)
Lineage: Eukaryota; Metazoa; Mollusca; Bivalvia; Pectinida; Pectinidae
Product: calmodulin-A-like
Exons: 5
Coding region: 153-701 (182 amino acids)
Molecular function (GO): calcium ion binding
Source: RefSeq, a predicted model, not a curated record